GCCACAACUACUAGCCAUACAAUUCAUACACAGAAGGAUAUCGACGGAGACGCCAUGGUGUGACGUUAUGACGCCGGUGAACGUGACGGCGACUGAGGCGGAACCAUUGCUUGGCGUAGAGUUGCUGGUUCUUGUUUCGCUUUAUGGAAUCGUGUUAGUGGUCGGUGUUGUUGGCAACUCGAUGGUGGCCGUGGUCAUGUGCACCCAGCAGACAGCACGUAUGAGGAACAACCUGAUGUUAAGUGUGUGUGUGUCUGAUCUCCUGGUGUGCGCCCUCAGUGGGCCCCUGGCAGCCGCCUCCAACACUUACUACAAUGUAUGGAUGCUAAGCCACAUCGCCUGUAAGCUCACAGCCUUCCUACAGAUUCUCCCAGUGACCGCAAGUCUGCUGUCGCUCAGCGCUCUCUCAGUGGACCGGUAUGCCUCCGUGAAGCAGCCUCGAGCCUUCUCCCAACUGCGUCCCCGAAGACACGCCAUGAUAAUCACAAUGGUUUUCGUGUGGGGCGGGGCGGCACUCACUUCGUCGCCUGUCGUCGUCGUCAACUUUGCUGGGACUGGGGGACAGUGCGAGGAGACGUGGGCCUCUCCGAUAUGGCGUACAUCAUUUAACGUCUGUCAUCUCGGCCUCAUGUACCUGGCGCCCUGCCUCACGGUUGCUGUCUGCCAUUUCGCCGUCGGACACAAACUGUGCGAGGUGUCUCUCACAGCUGCAGCUGCUCGAGGUCAACUCCCGCUCCCAAUGCCCAUUCUCCGUCGCCCAAAACAUGUCAUUAUAGUUGCAUCACUAGCGAACGACGCUCCGUCCAAGGUGGUCCCGUACCGCGGUGGAGACAAUCAAGGUGAUGAAGAUUCUUCAGACAAUGAAGGCCUGGCUUUUCAGAUUCGCGCAGAUCUGGACGACUUACGACCUAGACACUCGUCUCAGAAGAAACGCCGUCAGACCCUGGGAUCUGAAAACGGUCCCUUAAAACUGAAUAAAUUACAACGAGCCACACGCUCUGAGCGCACCAUUAUUCGUGCCAACCGCCGACUUCGGCGUCCGCCGCCACCCUGCCCCCGACCGCCUCUCGUCAAGACAGCCAGCAGACAGUCCCUUCACAGCCGUCGUCACCUGGCCCACAUGCUGGCCUUUCAGGUGGCUGUUUUGGCGGUGUGCUGGCUACCUUACGUAGGGUGCGCCCUGUGCGUUGAGCUGUGUCCCCCCUCUGAUGUGGUGACUGCGAACGCCGUGCUGCCAUUCUGUCUGCUACUAGGUCACGCACACUCUGCCAUCAACCCUGCGCUGUACUGGCUCCUAAACAGACAAUCGCUCCAGUUACCCGGCUGUACCGGCUCCCAGCACCGCCUGCUUUCUGGAAAGCUACGCCUGUUUCGUCUUCCCGAUCUCCACCGCAAUGCCGCCGCAGCUGCCCCUUCGUCAACCAAUGAGGCUGCCCUCGGCCCGUUCCACCCUCGAUACGUCAACUUGAGGAAACCGCAACCCCAAAGGUUCCCCACCUCACACUUCCUUCAGUAGUGAUAUAUGGCUCUUUCGGUUUCUCCUGAAAUGUAAUACUAGUCUGGCUUAAUCCUUUGGGAAAGAAAGGUUUACAGCAGCCAGAAGUAUUCUGCUGACUUCAGUUACUUCAUAGAGUCUUAUUAACUUACGUCGGGUUUAUCAAGAAACCCUCCCCCAUACCUUAUAAUUUAACAUGUAAAAUUUAGCCUACGGAAAAUGCAAUAUUACACAAUAGUCUUAACGCCAUACUAUAGGCCUACUACUUUUUAAAUCUGUAUUUUGUUAAACUUGGCCCUCCUAAAUACAAAUAAACAAGAAUGCGUUAUAUUCGUGAGGAAUGUAUUAAAGUGCUGUACAAUAUUUUUCAUCUUCAGGUUGUUCAAAUUUUUCUGCCGAAAGGAGCACUGGAAUAAGACAUGAACACUCGAUCAGUCCGGGAUUAGAUGGCGAAGUGUACGGCGCGAAAUGGAGUAACUGACCUCCUGCCGCACACAGCUCUGCGUUGAGAGUCUGAAAUUGUUAAGACUUGUCUUGAAACCAGUUAUUCUGUCCAUCUGUCCGUUUUUUCCCGUUACUUCACUGGUCAGCCUCAUGAACCAACGUUUUCUACAUUCAUAUAUUAAAUGCACAUAUUCAUGAGGCGAUAUUUAUAUUAAAUAAUAUAUGUUUAUAUUUAUCAUUUAUAUAUAUCUCAGUUUAAAAUAUUCUGCAACUUACAGUAAUUAAACAAAGACAAGAGAACAAUUUUUUCAAGGGGUACACUGUACCUUAUACAGGAGCAUAUUCUGACGUCGAAACAUUUCUAAACCGCAGAAACUGGCAUUCUGUUAUUAAAAUCAGAUCCCUUUGGAAAUAGAUAUUUUAGUUGUAUUGCGUUGCAGGAUUUUGCAGAAACAUAAUAUCAUAUUUUGAAUUUUAACAAUUAAAUCGAAGGAAUUCACAAAGUACAAAUAUUACCGUGUUAGUUUAGAGACUGACUGCCUUAUAUUACAUUUGAGAAUGUCAUUUAACGACUGAAACUCAAAAGCGUUAUGCACGUAUAUGAGUGGGACAGAAUGUAAAGAGUUUCUUAGCAAUAAAUAAAACGUAACGUAGUGUAAACAGGACGUAAACUUGCACAAAAAUCCGUUGGUAAUUCUAUUUAUGCAUUCACUUAUUCUCUCCUUAGUUUGCACUUACUGUAGUAGAAUUAUUUUCUAUUUAGGUAUGCAGUUAAAUCGCCAGGUGUAGAGUAUGUCAUAUUUAUACUGAGCUCCACACAUUCUUCAGACGAAAUUGUUGAGAAGUGAUUGUUGUCCGACUAAUCCAAAUGAAAUGAUCGCCUGGUGGUUACAACAUAAUUUUAUAUGGACCGAAAAAUAUUUGAUUUAGAGCCAUUAUACAAGACAAAAUUUAAAGAGUUCUGAACUGUUUUUGUGUACGAAGUGAAUUUAAAUAAUAGUAAUCAUCAUCAUCAUCGGUAAAAUAGUCCCUUUUCAGCCAUAGUCUUCCUUCAAAAUUUCUUCCAAACUGCAUCUGGUUUUCACUAUUUUGGAUUUCGCAACAAUAAUUCUUUUACAGAGAAGGGCAUUAAUCUUAUGUCCAACCCGCAACCUUGAGAACCACGUCUCUACAUUUAUGUCCCCCAGUGACAUGAUGGGCCAGUUAUAUCCCCAGGCAGAGGAUUCCCUUUUCGUCGUAUUCUAUGACUCCCAGGGCUACGGUGGAGGUAUUCUAACAAACCUCCACACAGAGUAUAAAGUCAAAUACGUAUAUUAAAUUUAGUAUACCUUAGUAUAUAUACUGUACAUACAUAUUUGUCUUCUACUUUGGUGAACUUUAAAUUUUGAAAAAUAUUUGGCUAUUUGAUUAUCUCAUUGUAAUGACUUACCUGAGCGGAGAAAAUAAAGCGGGUAUCUUACCCACCACGAAUUUCAAGGUUUCUGGGACUGUAACACGUCAUCACCUGUUGGCUGAGACAGAGGUAAUCUCUGAAACGUUUAACUCUGAGUCUGGGCAGAUUUUGUCGAGUUUAUUCGCAGUGAAAGUUCCACAUACCACCCACCAUCUUGCAAUAUCUUUAAAGUGAAAUACCUAUGCGCUUUUACAUGGCAUGCACGAAGCGGACUGGUAACGGAUAAAUUAAUUCUGUCUUUAAACGGUAAAAGAUUCAACAUAAACUGAUCCAAAGUGAGUAAGAAAACAGCAGCGGUAUUGAGCCGAAGUGUACUGACAAUACCAGCUGGGGCGCGGGUUGAGAGAUACAGUACUUCAAGGGACGAGAUUAAUAGUAGCGUUCUGUCGAUAGAUCGAUUCAUUGAUUGUUGCCGUAUUUAACAAAACAGUAUUUUAUUAGCAUUGAAUGAGAUAUAAAGAUAAUCACUAAUGAUAUUUAAAAGUAGAAAUCGUUAUGAAACGACCAAGUUCCGAAUGACCAUAGGGAAUUUUAAGAACUGUCUCCCACAUUCGCCCAUAGAAUCUGCGAAGACCUUUCGUCAGUAGUUUCUAAUCCGAACGAAAUACAAGUUUGACACUUCCGGAAAAAUGUCUAAAGGACACUCCCCUGCUCGUCACUACAGUUCGAUUACUGAUCGUGAGGAAUUAAUGGGUUCUUUGGAAGAAAUUCUUAAAAUAUGUAGGUUAUAUAUAACCCUCUCCGUUUCCUCAUAAGCUUCAUCCCACCGAAUUAACAGAUUAUUAUGCGUUUCGUUAUAAUAAUUUCCUUUCUUAAACUAAAGUCCAACUUGUGUCAGAUUUUCCAGAAACUGUUUAGCAUGCAAGAGAGGUGGAAUAGUUACAUAAAGCGUAGGCAUAUAUCUAAUUAAAAUAUACAUGUAAGAUCUAAAACUUUGUGACGAUGUUACAUCGGUACAAAUGUUAUGUUUUUGGACAUUAUCCAUCAUCUUGUAUCAUCUAAAAACCGUCCUGUUUAUUUUUCAAAACGCAACGUUUCGGAGACUGGAUUGUGUCUCCGUCUGUAGGUAAACCCUGGGCCCAGCUCAGUACGUUUAACCUGAAGACGGAGACACAAUCCAGUCUCCGAAACGCUGUGUUUUGAAAAAUAAACAGGACG
Cryptotermes secundus is the source of this 4550-nucleotide messenger RNA. Its product is annotated as G-protein coupled receptor moody. Gene Ontology annotation, molecular function: G protein-coupled receptor activity; peptide binding. Gene Ontology annotation, cellular component: membrane. The record is from RefSeq and is a predicted model, not a curated record. Gene Ontology annotation, biological process: G protein-coupled receptor signaling pathway. The coding region runs from base 68 to 1516 and encodes 482 amino acids. Lineage: Eukaryota; Metazoa; Arthropoda; Insecta; Blattodea; Kalotermitidae. The transcript has 5 exons.